Messenger RNA from Echinops telfairi (small Madagascar hedgehog), 2091 nucleotides. Its product is annotated as zinc finger protein 345-like. Bases 177 to 1973 code for a protein of 598 amino acids. The transcript is spliced from 4 exons. Gene Ontology annotation, biological process: regulation of transcription by RNA polymerase II. Gene Ontology annotation, molecular function: DNA-binding transcription factor activity; RNA polymerase II cis-regulatory region sequence-specific DNA binding. Lineage: Eukaryota; Metazoa; Chordata; Mammalia; Afrosoricida; Tenrecidae. The record is from RefSeq and is a predicted model, not a curated record.
GGCCAGCAGUCGGCCCGCUGCACUGACAGGUGACCCGCAGGCCCUGGCCCUGCUGCCCGGUCCGCUCCCAGCCCCCUUCCCGCCUCUCCCCGUGGAGACCCGGCUCCCGGCCCUUCCGCUUCUGCCGCCUGGAGGCGGAGGCGGAGCUGCGUCUCCAGGCGCGUCCCCAGGACACAAUGGACAUCGAGGAUGUGGCUGUGGUCUUUAGUCAGGAAGAGUGGGCUUUGCUGAAUCUUGCUCAGAAGAAACUCUACAGAGAUGUGAUGAUGGAAACCUUAAAAAAUUUGACCUCAGUAGUCUCUCACAAUGUUAAUGAUGGAGAAAGGUCAUUCAGUGAACACAUGCUGAUGAAAUUAAUGAAGAGUAACUGCGGGUACUCCAUGUUAGAAAGAAUCUCUGAAUUGGAUGGCAGUGAUCAGUUUGGAAACCAAAUGGAAUAUUUGAGAAAGCAUACAGUUGAGAAUCUAUUUGAAAGUAAUGAAGACAAUCACUGUGGGGAAAUCUUCAACCAGAUUCCAGAUUUUACUUUGCUAAAAGAAAAUCUUGCAGAAGUAUAUAAUUUUGAAUGCUGUGGAUGUAGAAAAGACUCCAUGGAAUACUCAUCACAUAAGAAUUUUAACAGAUUUCACACUACAUGCAAUACCUGUCAGCAUAAGGAUUGUGAUGAAGCCUUCAUUUGUCCCUCUCACCUAACCACUCCUGUGAAAAUUCUUGAUGGAAAGAUAUGCCAGAAAUGUAAACCUUUUGGUAAGAUCUUCUAUAACGCUACAUUUAAGAAUCCUUUGAUAUCACUCAUUAGUGAGAAACUCUCUGAUUGUAGCAAAUGUGAGAAAGAUUUCUGUAUUUUUUCAUUGUUUAGGACAAACAUCAGAGGGCAUAUACAUGAACAUGAAGAAUCUUGUAGGGCCUACAGUCCUUUAUCCCUCAUUUCAAACAAAAAAAUUCCCAACAGACAUAUGCCUUAUGAAUGUAAAGAAUGUGGGAAAGCCUGUAGGCGUUCCUCACACGGCAUUACACAUAUAAGAACUCAUAGUGGAGAGAGACAUUAUGAAUGUAAGCAGUGUGGGAAAGCUUUUUGUUGUUCCUCAGUACUUAUAAGUCAUAUAGGAACUCACAAUGGACAGAGACAUUUUGAAUGUAAGAAAAGUGGGAAAGCCUUUAGAAAGGCCUCACUCCUCACUAGACUUAUAAGAACUCAAACUGGAGAGAGACUUCAUGAAUGUAAGGAAUGUGGGAAAACUUUCAGUCAAAAGCCCAAUCUCACUAAACAUAUAAGAACUCAUAGCGGGGAGAGGCCUUAUAAAUGUGAAGAAUGUGGGAAAGCAUUUUGUCAAGACACACAUCUCGCUAAACAUACAAAAACUCACAGUGGAGUAAAGCCAUAUAAAUGUAAGGAAUGUGGGAAAGCCUUUCGCGAUUCCUCAGCCCUCAUUACACAUAUUAGAACUCAUAGCGGAGAGAGGCCCUAUGAAUGUAAUGAAUGUGGGAAAGCAUUUGCACAGCCCUCAGGACUCUCUAGGCAUAAAAGGACUCACAGUGGAGAGAGGCCUUAUGAUUGUAAGGAAUGUGGGAAAACCUUUAGGGAUUCCUCUGCCCUGACUAAACAUGUAAGAACUCACAGUGGAGAGAAACCUUAUAAAUGUAAGCAUUGUGGGAAAGCCUUUAUUUGCUCCUCAGCCCUCACUAAACAUAUAAGAAUUCACACAGGAGAGAGGCCCUAUAAAUGUAAGGAAUGUGGGAAAGCUUUUAAGCAGCUCUCUGCUCUUGUUAAGCAUAUAAGAAUUCACACUGGAGAGAGACCCUAUAAAUGUAAAGAAUGUGGAAAAGCUUUUAAGCAACCUUCUGCUCUCACUCGACAUAUUGGAACUCACACUGGAGAGGACCCUUAUGAAUGUAAAGAAUGUGGGAACGCCUUUAAGCAGCUUUCUGAUCUUGCUAGACACAUUAGAACUCACAGUGGCCAGACCUCAUGAAUGUAAAGAAUGUGGGAAAGCAUUUAAGAUUUCUUUACACCUCAAAAUGUGGUGAAGAAAGCAGAUGGUGCCCAAUUAUGAAAGAAUAGUGUUUGGGGCCUUACAGGAUUUUCUUAAA